GUGGUUCUUCUGAGCACCACCGUUCCCUCGUUCUUGUUGGCCUACAGGCAGUAGAGGCGUGGAGGAAGUAAACACGUGUUGCAACGGAAUUUGUUCAUAGGCCACUUGUAGAUGAUUGCUUCACCUACUUGACUGCCUUCUCACAGUGGUUCUCCCGGAGAACUGAUUGAUGAUCAGAAACAUAUAAAGAGAAAGCUACUGAUGGCUCCCUGCAAAGUGAAGACUGGGCCCUCAACAUGGAGAUCUGCGACAUCAUUAAUGAGACAGAGGAAGGGCCAAAAGAUGCCUUUCGGGCAAUAAAGAAAAGGAUCGUGGGGAAUAAGAACUUCCACGAGGUGAUGCUGGCUUUGACAGUCCUUGAAACAUGUGUCAAGAACUGUGGCCACCGUUUCCAUGUGCUGGUUUCUAGCCAGGACUUUGUAGAAGGUGUGCUGGUCCGAACCAUCCUCCCGAAAAACAACCCACCUGCCAUUGUGCAUGACAAAGUGCUGACCCUCAUACAGUCCUGGGCAGACGCAUUCCGCAGCUCACCCGACCUGACAGGAGUGGUAGCUGUGUAUGAGGACUUGAGGAGGAAAGGUCUAGAGUUUCCCAUGACUGACCUUGAUAUGUUGUCACCCAUCCAUACACCACAGAGGACUGUAUAUACCUCAGACUCUCCACCAGGGCAGGACUCACCAGCAGUGGAUGCCCCUGAGACAAUAGAAUCUAUCCUGCACCCUGUGUCCCUGCCAGUAGCUCCGGGACCUUCAGCUGAGGCUGCCAUCACACCUACUCCAGAGCAGAUCGGGAAGCUACGCAGCGAGCUAGAAGUAGUGAACGGGAAUGUGAAGGUGAUGUCUGAGAUGCUGACGGAGCUGGUGCCAGGACAGGCUGAAACCUCUGACCUUGAACUGCUCCAGGAACUGAACCGGACGUGUAAAGCGAUGCAGCAGCGUGUUCUGGAGCUGAUCCCCCGUAUCCUCAAUGAACAGCUAACAGAGGAGCUGCUCAUUGUCAAUGACAACCUCAACAACGUUUUCCUGCGCCAUGAACGGUUCGAAAGGCUCCGAUCUGGACAGUCGACUAAGCAACACAACAAUACAGAAAAUGUGAGCAAUUUGGUUGACGCGGGUCCUGGCGCUACAUCAACAGGGAAUGAGUCCGAAGCCCCCAACUCUCUUUCGUCUCAGCUUGCGGGAAUGAAUCUGGGUUCCGGCAGUGUCAGUGCAGGGCUGCAAUCCCUUGAUCAUUCUGGCAAACUGGAAGAAGAGUUUGACAUGUUUGCACUGACCCGUGGCAGCUCCUUGGCUGAGCAACGCAAAGAGGUGAAGUAUGAAGAUCCUCUGGCAACCAAAGGACUAGCUGGAGCCUUAGAUGCCAGGCAGCAGAAUACAGGAGCGCUGGAGCCAGAACCCCCGAUCUCAGAUUGGAUGAUGCAGCAAGGAAUGAUUCCUGUCCCCCAAGCCUCCCUCAUGGAAGAUAUUGAGCAGUGGCUCUCCUCUGAUGCCGCUGAGGAUCCGAAAGGGGUGACCAGUGAAGAGUUUGACAAGUUCCUGGAAGAGCGAGCAAAAGUGGCGGAUCGACUGCCCACGCUUCCCAACCCCCCAACUGGGGUCCCUUCCCCUCCAGCCACCUCUGACCCUCACCGGAAGGAAGAGAAGGAAGGCGACGCAAUGUUUGCUUUAUGAGCCGUCCAAUAGACUGGUGUGCUGUGGCUGCAAGAGGACCUGUGUGCUGCACUGCUCUCCUCCUCCAAGGGAGGGGGGGCAAGAGAGGAGUGGGUAGGGGCUGGGGCCCCUCCCUCUCUCUUUUCCUCCUGCCUCUUUUACUAGGCUGCUUUGGGGUUCAAUUAAUCAUGACUGCAUCUGGGGACCUGCAAGAGAGAGAGAAAGAUAAAAGGAAGUGGCGGGAAGUGUUUGCAAAGAUGCCAAAUGCCUUGUCAAGAGGAGCUGGGUGGAUUUGGGAUUUCUUCUGUGUGGUUGAAGUAAUCUUCCUCUCCUUCGGUCCCCCUCCCCCUUUUUCCCCAUUGAAGUGACUGUAAAAGCAAUGGUAGUUUCCUGUCAGUACUGCAAGCAGCUGCGUUUUGUUGUAAAACUGAGCACUUCCCCCUUUUACCCGCUCUCUCUUUCUCCCCUCUGUACUUUGCUCUCCUGUGGCUGAAUAGGAAUCAUGGACACUUUUUACAAUGGCAGGAGAGUUGUUUUAAGUAAGGUAGUGAUGCCUGCAAGUUUCUGCUACAUACCCCCCCCCCCCCC
Messenger RNA from Gekko japonicus, 2237 nucleotides. It is a transcript of the gene TOM1, whose product is annotated as target of myb1 membrane trafficking protein. The coding region runs from base 237 to 1670 and encodes 477 amino acids. Gene Ontology annotation, cellular component: membrane; endosome. Lineage: Eukaryota; Metazoa; Chordata; Lepidosauria; Squamata; Gekkonidae. The record is from RefSeq and is a predicted model, not a curated record. Gene Ontology annotation, biological process: signal transduction. Gene Ontology annotation, molecular function: phosphatidylinositol binding; ubiquitin binding; clathrin binding. The transcript has 16 exons.